AUGAAGCCGGUAGCAAAUGCAAGUAACUUGGCCUCGCCCGCGGGGGCUCCCGCGGAAGUACCCUUAACCUCCAGUGCUGCCGCUUGCCAAAGCAGCGGUUCCCCUGGUUCUUUCCUUAUCGAUAUAGAGCCUUCUAAUGUGGUUGCCACUACACCGAAUGCGAGGGCGGAAGGAGACGGUGUUUUGGAGCCUCAAGUUCAACGGGGCGGGUUUUCGUCAUUAGGAAAGGUGUGUCCAGCAGAUGAAGGCGUUUGCAAUACGAGCCAUGUCAUGGGGAGUGUGGACGUGCGUCUGCCGUACGAGCGACCCAAGAGUAAGAAGUUCCAUAGAGCCUCCAGCUACCAGUGCCACGUCUCUUUAGAGGGGUGGCUACGGGCUUUCCCUCAAUUGACCCUGCAGGACCUUGGGCCAGGCUUUUCCUCUGGAAGCUUUGAAAACUCUCAGGGCCUCAGGCUAGCGACGUAUGCGUGGCGACAACAGGGGACCCCCAAAGGCGCCAUUGUUCUUUUCCAUUCAUACACUUCGUAUACACUUUUCGACUUCCUCCGGCAUCAGCCACCCAAUCGGCCUCUCGAUGAUUCCCAUGACGAGGCAGCAAACUGGGUGCCCAAAUAUCCAGGCAGUUGGGUGGAAGGCUUCUACAGGCUUGGUCUGAAUGUUUACGCCUUGGAUCACCAGUCGCACGGUCGUUCUGAAGGUUGGCGUAUGUGGCGUUGCAUCGUCUCAAAGUUUGAUUGUCUUGUGGACGACGCUUUGCAAUUCCUCAACGAAUAUGUUGCUACUGAUGAAUCCCUUGCACCUGACGUUCCUAUCGUUCUUCUCGGUUACUCUAUGGGUGGCAAUGUAGUUAUUCAAACGUUGGGUAGGAUACACAACGGGGAGAAGGAAGCGGUACUCCGGGAAAGAGUCAACCAGGCGAUUUUCCUCGCUCCGCUUAUAAAGAUAAGAUUGGAUUUCAAGACGCAUUUAAUGGUUAGACUUAAUCGGUCCCUCAUUUCGUGUUGCAUGCCGAAUUUGAGGAUUUCGCGGGCAGAUAAUAGCGGAGAUUGCCCAUUUCUUGGAUGGUGGUAUCAAAGGGACCCGUUUACCUAUUCCGGGAGGACAAAAUCACGUAUGGUCGCUGCCCUCUAUGACGCCUCUAGGAAGGUGCCCAAGGUCAUUCGCAAAUUCCCUCAUCAGCUGAAGCUACUUUGCCUCCAGGGUACCAAUGACCAAACAGUCGAUUUUCACGCUCCUCUGAGACUGUACGAGUCCCCUGUAAGGCUGGACCUUUUGUAUCUGUGCGGAUGGAGUCACUACAUCCCAAAGCACUCAGGAGCUGAAAGGCUUUUGGGCCUUGUCAUCACCUGGCUAGCGAAGACACUGGGGGGGAAAGUGCACCCGCACUCUCCUCAUAUGCAGCUAUUUUCCCUAACCCCCGAAAGGCUUUUGCCUUCCACAGCUACUAAUCGGGAGGAACCUUAG
This is a messenger RNA of Cyclospora cayetanensis, 1464 nucleotides long. RefSeq lists its product as uncharacterized. The transcript is spliced from 4 exons. Gene Ontology annotation, cellular component: membrane. NCBI's taxonomy places the organism in Eukaryota, Apicomplexa, Conoidasida, Eucoccidiorida, Eimeriidae. The record is from RefSeq and is a predicted model, not a curated record. Bases 1 to 1464 code for a protein of 487 amino acids. Gene Ontology annotation, molecular function: lipase activity.